AUGGCUGACGUUCAAUCCAUCGGCCUUGGGGGCGGUUCGCACGUCAAGAUAUCGGACACGCCCAAGGGGUCGAGCGUAGCCGUCGGCCCUGAAUCCGUAGGACACAACUUGAUACGCGAUGCACGAGUUUUUGGCGGGAAUACGUUGACUACGACAGACAUUAUUGUUGCUAGUGGAGGUGCCGAGCUCGGUGUCAAGGAGAAGGUUGCUGAUGUGCCCGGUUCUGUAAUUGACAAGGCUGCCAAGGCGAUCAAGAAAGGGCUCGAGGGUAUUAUUGACAAGAUGAAGACAUCUCCAGAAGAUAUUACAGUACUUUUGGUUGGGGGUGGUAGCAUCAUCGCUCCGGACAAACUCUCCGGCGUCGGUGAAAUUCUCAGGCCGCCAUACUUCAGUGUCGCAAAUGCCGUUGGGGCGGCUAUGGCCAAGGUUGCUGGCGAGAUUGAUACCAUUGAACUACUCCAGAAUCGGGACAUUCACGACGUCAUCGACGCAAUCAAGAAGCAAGCGAUAGAGAAAGCCAUCAAAGCAGGCGCAGACCCGGCUACGACGAAGAUUGUAGAGGUAGUGAAUCUUCCCGUCCAGUAUGUUACGAACCAAGCCACUCGUAUUAUUGUAAAAGCCGCCGGCGACCUGGCACCGGAGGCUAUCGCAUCUGUGAUCUCCUUAGACGAGGUAACAGCCCCUCAAAAUGAAGAUUAUAGAGAGGGAGAGAAGGCAGUGCUAGAUGAACAGAGUGAAGAGCAGGCCAUCGACAUUGAGGCUUACAAGCCAACAAUCCGCCCGGACCGCUCAUGGAGUCUCACAGAGCUUGACCUUGAGUGGAUUGCAGAGGGAUGUGGAGUAUUAGGGACAGGUGGAGGAGGUCCCACCUAUCCACCGUUCCUUAUGGCCCGCCAACUUCUACGCGAUGGAAAGGAAAUCAUCGUCGUCGACCCAGAGGAUGUCGCUGAGGACGCUGUCUUCAUCCGCUGUAUGUUUAUGGGAGCGCCUAGUGUUUCUCUGGAGCGUCUUCAGGGUGGCAAUGAGAUCCCUUCGGCAAUCCGUGCACUCAUGAAAUACAUGGGCCUUCAGGACGUCGCGGGCACAAUAUCUGACGAGAUAGGUGGUGGAAACGGGCUGCAGCCAAUGAUUGUGGCCGCGGAGAUGGGUAAAACGGUCCUUGACGGUGAUCUCAUGGGUCGUGCCUAUCCGAACAUGUAUCAAUCUCUUCCUGGUGCUUUCAAUAUUCCUGGGGGCCUGUGGCCCUGUGCCAUAGCUGAUGGUGUCGGCAAUGCCGUGGUAUUGCCAACAGCAAGCAAUCCCAAAUCUGUCGAAACUAUCCUGCGAACUGUGACGACAGAGAUGGGGUCCAAGAGCGGCGUCAGUAUGGCACCUCUGACCCGUCUCACCUGCCAACAAUAUGGGAUCCCCAGGACAGUCUCGCAAGCUUGGCGCAUUGGACGUACUAUUGCAUUAUGCAGAAAAAAUAACGAUUUCAAAAGCAUUCCUGCAGCCAUUCUCAAGCUGCAAAAUGGCGCAUGUUUGUUCGUUGGGAAGAUCGUGGAUGUUCAGCGGGAGGUUCGAAAGGGCUUCACUUGGGGCUCUGUCACGAUUGUUCCUCUAUUGGAGGACGAGGAAGAAGAUGGAGGUUCCCCAGCAACAGCGAAUCAGCUUUAUGGCCCAGAAGACCGACUCGUGAUUCCGUUCCAGAAUGAGAAUCUAUACGCAUACAUUGAAAGUCCCAACGAUGGCGAUAGAAAGGUUCUGGUAACUGUUCCGGAUCUAAUCACUGUAUUAGAUUCGCAAAACGGUAGCGCGCUUGGGACUCCUGACUAUCGGUAUGGCUUACGGGUAACCGUAAUCGCUAUGGCGGGUGACCCGAAAUGGACAGAAACUACUGAAGGGCUGGCUACUGGUGGACCGGCCGCAUUCGGCUUACAUGAUCUUCCCUUCACGCCUAUUGCGAUCUACAAAGAACCUACCAGUGUGGUCGCAGAAUAUGCUUGA
Fibroporia radiculosa is the source of this 1986-nucleotide messenger RNA. RefSeq lists its product as uncharacterized. The record is from RefSeq and is a predicted model, not a curated record. The coding region runs from base 1 to 1986 and encodes 661 amino acids. Gene Ontology annotation, biological process: glutathione metabolic process. Gene Ontology annotation, cellular component: cytosol. The transcript has 17 exons. Gene Ontology annotation, molecular function: 5-oxoprolinase (ATP-hydrolyzing) activity. Lineage: Eukaryota; Fungi; Basidiomycota; Agaricomycetes; Polyporales; Fibroporiaceae.